AUGCGACAAAAUAUUUAUUUUCUGAUAACGAUCGGAUUUAUCAUUGGCAUUAUUGGAACUACUUUAGCAGAUGUAAAAGUUCUGUAUAAAAAAGAAGAUAAUGAUUUAAACAAGGAAAUAUCAUUAUCAACGAAUGAAGAUACACCUGAUGGAGAACUUAUCAUAAAAGGGUCUCAUUCAAUCAAUUUGAAUGGUGCGAAAUUCCUGCCAGAAAGAGAUUAUAAUCUGAUUGUUGAGUAUGUCGCCGAUAAAAAUGGCUACAGAGCGAAAUAUAUAUUAUCGUCUAAGCCUACCGACUUGGUUUUUAUUACUUUAACACCGAAUGCACUUAAAACAGCUGCUGGUUAA
Messenger RNA from Teleopsis dalmanni, 348 nucleotides. RefSeq lists its product as uncharacterized. The record is from RefSeq and is a predicted model, not a curated record. Lineage: Eukaryota; Metazoa; Arthropoda; Insecta; Diptera; Diopsidae. Bases 1 to 348 code for a protein of 115 amino acids. The transcript has 3 exons.